AUGUCUACUUCAAAUAUUGCAACACACGUUUCUACUAAACAAUGCUCGUGCUAUAACAAAGUCAAACCAACUAAUGAAUUUAUAAGUCAAAGAGGAACUAAAAUACAAGAAUUUAGUAGAUGCAAUCCCUGCACAGAACAUGAAAGACAAAAUACCCCAUCCCUUUCUUUGAGUCAUGAAAAUAAACUAUUUCUUUCUUUGAGUCAUGAAAAUACACUAUCUCUUAUCUUGAAUCACGAAAAUACAUCAUCUUUUCUCUUAAGUCAAGAAGAUAUAUCAUCUUUUCCUUUAAGUCAUGAAGAUACACUAUUUCUCACUUUGAAUUAUAAAGAUAUACUAUUUCUCUUCUUAAGUCAUAAAAACAUGCUACCCAUUUCAUCGAAUAGAAUAAUGUCUUCUAAUUCUGAUAGUAUUAAAAGCAAUAAGAACGAGAAUAAGAUUAUUUAUAAUAUAUGUGACCUCGAAGAGUUUGUAGCUAUUAAAUUUAAAGAUCAUAUUGAGUUUACUAUAAUAGUAAAAAUUGAAGAUGAAUUAGUUAAUGAAGAAAAUUUAAGCUUAGAACUUAAUCA
Molecule: messenger RNA, 569 nt
Organism: Racocetra persica
Lineage: Eukaryota; Fungi; Glomeromycota; Glomeromycetes; Diversisporales; Gigasporaceae
Source: the annotation of a GenBank genome assembly